ACCAGUGAAUAGGACGUCAGCUACUGGACGUUCUCCCCCAGUGCUCCGUGCGUACCUUGUUUUUUCCCGGUUAAAAAGUUCCCUUCAUUUGGUUGAAUAGAUGUCGUCAGGAAAUCCUCAAAAAGUUUCACGAUGGUACUUUGGAGGCCUGGCUAGCGCUGGAGCAGCGUUCUGUACCCAUCCGUUGGACUUGCUGAAGGUGAUCUACCAGAUCGAUCUGCGAACCAACCUGUCCAUGUUUCAGCUUUCUCGCGAAAUUGUGCGAGAUGAUGGAUUUACUGCUCUGUAUAGUGGCGUUUCGGCAGCAAUCCUUCGCCAACUCACCUAUUCGACCACCAGAUUCGCCAUUUACGAGCUUGGCAAGCAAUCUGACUUAGGCAAAGACUCGGGAUUUCUCGGGCGAAUCGUGAUGGCCGCUAUCGGAGGUACUGUGGGAGGUUUCGUCGGAUCUCCGGCGGACCUGAUCAACGUACGAAUGCAGAACGACGUUAAACUUCCUCCUGCACAGCGAAGAAACUACAAAAAUGCGAUCGAUGGUAUUGUUCGCGUGUGGAGAGAGGAAGGCUUUCGACGGUUAUUUUCGGGCGCUAGUUCGGCAACAGCCCGAUCCGUUUUUAUGACCAUCGGUCAGCUAACGUUCUACGAUCAGGCAAAGUACACACUGUUCCAAACGGGUCACUUCACAGACAAUAUUGGGACGCAUUUUCUUGCGUCACUGAUCGCCGGAGGUAUCGCGACAACGAUGACCCAACCGAUCGAUGUGGUGAAAACGGUUAUGAUGAACGCAAAGCCAGGUGAGUUCCGGAACAUCGGUGCCAUCCUACGACACAUCGGAAAGAUGGGCCCGGUUGGCUUUUUCAAGGGAUUCGUUCCACGCUUCAUACGGUUGGGACCGCACACGGUGUUAACGUUUAUCUUCCUGGAGCAGCUUCGGAUCCACUUUGGAGUGUUUCGGAAUACGUAAGAAUCUCAGGGAAAAGGGGGCAUAGAAUUGAAAGACUGAGUUUGCUUUUCUGAGCAAUUGAAGUGCGAAAUGUUUCGGCAAAGUAGUAUUAGAAUAGUUCUUAGCAUUUCUUCAAGAUAACAAACAACUGACAAAGUUCCGUUAAAUAAA
This is a messenger RNA of Anopheles aquasalis, 1114 nucleotides long. RefSeq names its product mitochondrial dicarboxylate carrier-like. NCBI's taxonomy places the organism in Eukaryota, Metazoa, Arthropoda, Insecta, Diptera, Culicidae. The record is from RefSeq and is a predicted model, not a curated record.